This is a messenger RNA of Pichia kudriavzevii, 909 nucleotides long. RefSeq lists its product as uncharacterized. Lineage: Eukaryota; Fungi; Ascomycota; Pichiomycetes; Pichiales; Pichiaceae. The coding region runs from base 1 to 909 and encodes 302 amino acids. Gene Ontology annotation, molecular function: heme binding; electron transfer activity. The transcript has 2 exons. The record is from RefSeq and is a predicted model, not a curated record. Gene Ontology annotation, biological process: mitochondrial electron transport, ubiquinol to cytochrome c.
AUGUUCUCCCACAUUAGUGCGUCCAUCAAGCACAGUGCUAGAUGCUUCUCCACCGCUGCAAAGCCUCAAGUUUCAUCAAACACUAAGAAAAUCGUCAAUGCUGCAGUUGCUGCUACAGGUUUAACUGCUGCCUUUGUACUAUACCAAGAUUCUCAAACUGCACAGGCAAUGACAGCAGCUGAACAUGGUCUUCACCCUCCUGAAUUUGGUUGGUCUCAUAAUGGUAUGUUUGAUACUUUUGACCACGCGUCUAUUAGAAGGGGGUUCCAAGUUUACAGAGAGGUUUGUGCUGCUUGUCACUCGCUCGACAGAAUUGCAUGGAGAACUUUAGUUGGUGUCUCUCAUACAAACUCCGAAGCUAAGGCGAUGGCUGAAGAAUUCGAAUAUGAUGACGAACCAGAUGAUGAAGGUAAUCCAAAGAAAAGACCUGGUAAAUUGGCCGACCAUAUUCCAGGCCCUUAUGCUAACGAACAAGCUGCAAGAGCUGCUAACCAAGGUGCAUUGCCUCCAGAUCUUUCCUUGAUUGUCAAGGCAAGACACGGUGCUUGUGAUUACAUCUUUUCUUUGUUAACCGGUUACCCAGAUGAACCUCCAGCAGGUGUCACUCUGCCAGUUGGUGCAAACUACAACCCUUACUUCCCAGGUGGCUCCAUCGCCAUGGGUAGAGUCUUAUUCGAUGACUUGGUUGAAUACGAAGAUGGUACCCCUGCAACCACCUCCCAAAUGGCAAAGGACGUGACCACCUUCUUGAACUGGGCUGCAGAACCAGAACAUGACGAAAGAAAGAGAUUAGGUGCUAAGGCUUUGGUUGUUGUCACCGCCCUCUACUUUGUCUCGGUCUUUGUUAAGAAGUUCAAGUGGACUACCAUCAAGCAUAGAAAGAUUGUUUACCACCCUCCAAAGAAAUAA